UUAUAUGCUUGCCUCAGUGUGCUUCUGUCCUAUUCAGACUUCAACAUGUGAGGAAGUAGGACUCAUCACCCAUAACAGGCAGCAUCAGUAUUUGCUAACAUUCCAAGUGGGUUUAAAAUAGAACCAUUUAUGCAUUUCGUCUCAAUGGGAAAAUUGAAUAACUGAAAUAGAAAACCUCACCUCUGCAGUGCACUUUGUUGAUCUGGUUCCUGUUUCAACCCUGGAAUUAACUGGAUCUGUGACAUGGGUUUUCUUUUCCUUUUAACCAAAAAGAUCUGCCCUUUAGUUUAUAGACUGAUCCAACCUUCAAAGAGCUUGAUAGAGGAUAAACAUAAUGGAUAAGAUUAAGAUUAAAGUUAUCUGACUUUACAUAUGAAAGACUAUUUCCAUAUUUAGUAGUAGAUGUUGUCAUAAGUACAGAACAGACACAUGCAUGGACUGUUUUUGAGCUGUACAGCGGGAGUGAGCACAUGCACUGUAAGGGAAGUUCUGUUCUGGAGUGUGGGCACUGGGAAGCAAGGGCCAGUGUGGGCAUCUUCUCUCUACCUGUAUUCCCAGCACAUAUGCAUAGCAGAACUCACCCCACCUUGAUGCUAAAUCAUCCUUGUGUUUUCCUUAUCUAUUUUAAAGCGGAUGUCCAGAAUACAUUUCUGAUAUGUGUCAGUGUCUUUGUGGGAGGUUCCCUGAAUGCACAGUUUUGAAAGUAGGCUCUGAGGUGACAGCGAAGUCCACCUUCCGUGACACCUUCUGGCCUGUGUCACAGGCAUGCCUGACUGAUUUAGGGCCCCAGGGAGCCAAACUCCAAUCACAACGCGAUGCACCUGGAACAUAUACUACAUUAACGUUUAACGAAGUUCUCCUUUCUCUUACAAAACAGUAAGGCACAGGGGCAACAGGGCUGGACAGUGCUGGUGAGAGCCCAAGAGCACAGUGAAGGCCUAGCAGGAACGCCACACUGUGCACGCGCCUCGGCCCCACGGUGCACGCGCACGUCCUGGCGGCCCGGCCGGUGCGCGCGCACGCCCUCGCGCACGCCCUCGGCUUCCUCCCAGAGCUUGGUAUCGGCGACGCGCGCGGCAGAUGGAAGGGGUGCUCGCGGAAGUCCUGCUGGAGCAGAGCUGGGACCCCCGGGCCCUGUUCGGGACGCUGUGCCGAGGGGAAGCGUCCGUGGAGCGCGUGGAGACGCUGCGCUUCCUUCUGCAGCGGCUGGAGGACGCGGGCACGAACCCGGGCGCGCUCCCGGAGGCCGCGCGCGAGGUCGCCACCGGGUACCUAGUGCCGCUUUUGCGCGGGUGCCCGGGCGGCGCCGACCCCGACCCCGGCCCGCCGAGCCAACGCCGGCGCGUGCUGCGGGCGGCGGGCGCGGCGCUGCGCUCGUGCGCCCGGCUCGCGAGGGGCCCGCCUCUGGCUGCCGCGCUGGCUGAGGAGGCGCUGCGGGACCUGCGGGUCGGGCGGUGCGCGCCGGGCGUCGAGGCUGCGGUGGAGGUGCUGGCCGCCGUCGGGCCCUGCCUGCGGCCCCGCGAGGACGGGCCGCUGCUUGAGCGCGUGGCGCAGGCCGCSGUUGCCCUGGCGCUGGGCGCGGACGGGCCCGGGAACGCCGAGGACGCGGGGGCGCUGGCGGCUGCGCGGCUGCUGCCGGCGCUGGGUCAGUGUGGCGGGGCGGCGCUUCGGGCCGUGUGGGGCGCGCUGGCCGAGCCGGGCGUCCCCUGGGAACCGGACCGCGUCGGGCUAGAGCUGCAGGUGCUGAGCGCCCUGGCCGAGAAGCUGCUGCCUCAGCCCGGCGCCCGCGACGUGGGCCCCGACGCGCGGCGCUGCGGACGCUUCUGGAGGACGGUGCAGACGGGCCUGGGCCGCGCGGAGGACGCCCUGACGCGCAAGCGCGCGCGCUAUCUGCUGCAGAGGGCCGUGGAGGUGUCCGCGGAGCUGGGUGCCGACUGUACCUGCGACGCUCACGGGGGAACAGGCCCAAGUCUGUUUUGGUGGUCUGAGAAGAAAAAAGAUGAGCUUCUAAAAUUUUGGGAAAAUUAUAUUUUAAUCAUGGAAACUCUAGAAGGAAAUCAGAUACAUGUUAUAAAGCCAGUCUUACCAAAGCUAAACAAUCUGUUUGAAUAUGCAGUGUCAGAGGAACAUGGCUGCUGGCUGUUUCACCCCUCCUGGCACAUGUGUGUUUAUAAAAGAAUGUUUGAAAGUGAGAAUAAAAUCCUGACCAAAGAAGGUGUUCUCCACUUUCUGGAGCUGUAUGAAUCUGAGUGUCUUCCAUUUUCACCAGACUUUUCCGAGUUUAUUAUUGGACCAUUAAUGGAUGCCCUUUCAGAGAGCUCUCUCUAUGGCAGGUCCCCAGGCCAGCUGGUAGGAAGUGGUUCUCCAUUGGGAUUAAAGUUACAGAAGUUUUUAGUCACUUAUGUUUCUCUUCUUCCAGAAGAAAUAAAGAGUGGCUUUCUGCUCAGGUUCCUUCAGAAGAUGACAAGCAGGCACUGGUGUGCGGUGCCUGUGCUCUUUCUGUCCAGGGCUCUGGCGAAUGUCCCGCGGUGCAAGGCCCUGGGAGUGGAAGGGCUGCUGGCCCUCAGGGAUGUUCUUCGGUGCACCAUGAUCACACACCAGGUCCUGCUGCGGGGCGCAGCACAGUGCUAUUUACUUCAGGCGGCUCUGCGUUUGGUGGACGUGGAGCAAGUGUCCCUCUGCGAUGUCUCUGCACUCCUCAUGUCUCUGAGACAGGAGGAAUCCUUAGGACGAGGAACUCUGCUGUGGACAGAGCUCUGUGACUGGCUGCGUGAGAACGAGCUGUACUUCAGGCAACCCUCUGCCAGCGGCUCCCAGGGCCUGCAGGAGGCAUCCUUGGCCACAUACGUGAAGAACCUUGUCCAGGAGUACGUGAGGUCCCCUGCCUGGGAAGCAGGAGAAGGCGGCCUCAUGCCUGAUGGGCUAGAGGCCCGGCUGACGGCCACGAUGGUAUUGCUGGCGGUGGAUGUGGAAGGAAAGAAGGCCCAAUACAGUGAAAAGCAGAGGACACAGAACGUGUUGAGGCUGUUCUUGGAUCCCCUGCUGGGAGCCCUGAUGAAGUUCGGUACAAAUGCCUAUGUGCCAGUGCCCAAGACUGACCGGUGUCUGCAGCUGCUACUGAUGUUGUUGCACACAUGCACGUCGAGGGGCUCCAGCGCCCAGGAAGACGAGGUGUCCGUGCUUCUGCAGAGCCUCCUCAUGUCCGCCUCAGAGAGCGUGUCCGAGUUCAUUCUCAGGAGACUCACCAUGGACGAGCUUCRCACUGUUUCAGAUCUCGACCGUUGCCACUUGUACCUGAUGGUCUUAACUGAGCUCAUACAUCUCCAGCUGAAGUUGGGGUGGAAAACGGGUGCCUCUAUCUGCAGAGUUAUUUCUCCUUUGAAGAACGCAUGCAUUCGGCACCUUCAGGAGACCGACAGUGGACAGGAGCCCACACUUGCUCGUCAGAUCCAGAGAGUGGCUAGCAUGGCCACCUUGGCCAGGGUGUGCGAGAUAGUGGACCUGCAGCAGGAGUCCCUGGACACGGGGCCCCUGGAAAGGUUGCUUUGCACUCUUCCACUUAACCAGACUCUGCAGAAGCCCUGUGCAGAGGACCCAGAGAGCAGCAGUUUUUUUGAGGAGUCAUCGCCUUGCCAAGGAUGGGGGAAGAUUGUAGCCCAGUAUGUCCACGAUCAGUGGGUCUGCCUCUCUUUCCUGUUGAAACGGUGCUACCCCCUCAAGCCAGCUGCAGAAGGGGACAAGCUGGAGCCCUCACUGCCCUCUGUGCGAACGCCAACACAGAUCCUGUGCGCUGCGCUGGACGCCCUCUCUCUUCUGCCCUCUGACCGGGUCUCACCCGUGUUCUGCUGCAUGAAGACUCUGGUUCCCCAGCUGCUGACCUCCUCCGAGUCGCUCUGUGUGGAGUCCUUCGACGUGGCCUGGAGAGUCCUGACCUCCUUGAGCAACACCCAGCUGACGUUCUGGCCCAACUUGAGAGCUUUCGUUCAGUUUGUUUUUGAUAAUACCAUUCUCACCACUGCUGCAAAAACCAAGGGCCAGGCAUAUUUCAGGAUAAAAGAGAUUAUGUACAAAAUCAUUGAAAUGUCUGCUGUAAAAACCGGGGUCUUCAAUACACUGAUGAGUCACUGCUGCCAGUCAUGGCUGGUGUCUGCUGCCAGCGGGCCCCAGGGGUCUCUGUCCAGCGCCAGGCACUACAGCGAACUCAUCCUGGAGGCGUGUACAUUUGGAACUGUGUUCAGGCGUGAUCAGAGACUCAUUCAGGAUGUACAGACCUUCAUAGAGARUCUCGGACAUGACUGUGCAGCCAAUGUUGUCAUGGAGAGUACUAAAAGGGAAGACUGUUAUGUGAGGGUCUGUGCCAUCAAAUUCCUGUGUCUGUUAGACUGCUCGAACACGGCCCACAAGUCAUUCAUGGAGGAUCUUGCAAUCAAGCUUUUGGACAAAGACGAGCAGGUGUCCCAGUCCAGAGUCCGCUACUACCAGAACUCUCUCCAGCACCGGGUGAAGAACCGGAUAUGGCAGGUGCUACUCACGCUCUUCCCCAGGUUUGACCAGAAUUUCUUGAAUGAGAUUAUUGACAAGAUUUUCCAAGCUGGUUUUAUCAACAAUCAAGCAUCUAUAAAAUAUUUUAUAGAAUGGAUCAUUAUAUUGAUUCUUCAUAAGUUCCCUCAGUUUCUUCCAAAGUUCUGGGAUUGUUUUUCUUAUGGUGAAGAAAAACUUAAAACAAGUAUUUGUACAUUUUUAUCUGUUUUGUCACAUUUGGACAUUAUCAUUCAAAAUAUUCCAGAAAAGAAGCGAGUACUAAAGCAGGCCCUCCUCAUUGCACUGCAAUGGGGUCUCAGCCACAACUUCAGCAUCCGGCUGUAUGCUCUGAUAGCUCUGAAGAAGGUCUGGGCAGUGUGCAAAGCCCUCUGCGUGGAGGAGUGUGAUGCGUGGACAGCUCUCAUAGAGUGUAGUCUCAGCCAGGUGGAGAGCAUGCAUGGUGCAGGGAAUGCCAAGAAGAACUGGCAGCGCAUCCAGGACCACUUCUUCUUUGCCACGUUUCACCCCCUGGAGGAUUACUGUCUGGAGACCAUCUUUUACACCCUCCCACGGCUCUCAGGCGUCAUUGAAGAGGAGUGGAUCACCCUUGACAGAUUUUACAGCUUCACAGAUGUCCCUUCAGGUUCAGGGCCCCUGUGGUGCCUUUCUCGGACUCCGCUCUGUGAGCUAAAUCCCGGGGACUGGUCCCAGCAGGACGCAGGCACUGGCUCAAGGGAAGCAGAUGGCCCUUCUGAGCAGGCUGAUGUGCAGAAGAAGAUCAUCCCGUGGGGACACGACCUCCUCGACACAGACCUCGAGCUUGUGCUCCAGGACCGUGCUGCCAAACUUGGAAAGUCCAUCAGCAGACUGAUUGUAGUGGCCUCACUAAUUGAUAAACCAACUAAUUUAGGAGGCCUGUGCCGGACCUGUGAGGUGUUCGGGGCCUCAGUGCUGGUGGUCAGCAACCUUCAUUGUGUCCGUGACAAGCAGUUUCAGCACCUCAGUGUCUCAGCUGAACAGUGGCUUCCUCUGGUGGAGGUGAAGCCGCAUCAGCUCCCUGGUUAUCUGCAACAGAAAAGGGCAGCAGGUUACACGGUCAUUGGCGUGGAGCAGACUGCCCACAGCUCAGACUUGGCCCAGUUCUGCUUCCCUGAGAAGUCGCUGCUCCUGUUGGGCAAUGAACGGGAAGGCAUUCCUGCCAACCUUCUACAACAGCUGGACGUGUGUGUGGAGAUUCCCCAGCAGGGCGUCAUCCGCUCACUGAACGUGCAUGUGAGCGGGGCCCUGCUGAUCUGGGAGUACACCAGGCAGCAGCUGCUCAGGCAUACAGGAGCCUCAUCGUGAAGCCUGUGCCUUACCUCAGUGGUCACGGUGCCUCUUGACUGCUUUUUAAACUAUUUGGAAUAAUGAAAGAGAUUCUGACAUUUAUUGGGAUAUGAAUUUUUUUUGUUCUUGCAAUUUAAUGCCAAAAACUUGUUAAUGUGCCUUAAAUAUAUCAUUAUAUAUUUUCUCCUUUGAUAAAUCUUUAUAUAGAUACAUGAUUUUGCUUAUUAAUAAAACAUUUUACAUAAUUAUGAAAAUAAAACAACAUUUUUUUUAAAAAGUCCUUCUAGAAGUUAGUAUCAUCAGGAAUACAAAAUGCACUCAAAGUGAGGCAGAAUUGAAUAGCCCUCACCUCCAAGCACCGGAACCCUGAGGUCAUGGGGACGAAGCAGGAAACCAAGGCAAAGGCACUGGAGGAAGGUGGUCUGGCCUCCUGUGGUACUCUGCCUUCCCUACUUUGUUUGGCAAGAUGUUAAGCCAGCUUCCCUGUAAAGUUCACAAACCAUGAAGUAGGCCAUAGUCAUUCAUAUUAAGUUCUUAGGAAAUUUCUCAAAUGCAUCUUUGUUCAGAGAGAUGAAGUAAUGGUUAGAAAUAGUCUGUAUUGAGAAAACUACAAAUGAGAAUGCAAAGAACUCGAAUUACUCCUCCAAAUUGCUGCUGAAGCUGAGAAUGAAGUUCACGAGUAUUUGCUGGUAGACUUCUUCUGUCUUUUUUUUAAUUUGGUAAUUUGACUUUCUUAUUUAAUAGUAACCAUAUAUCACCAUCCAGCAAUGACCUUCAAUUAUAUCUGGGUCUUUUAGUAACAAAUUUCCUAGUUCAUGCCCAUAUAUUUACUUUUUCUUCUAUAAUUUUGAAACUAACUUUCAUUUUGCAGAAGGACUGCAAAAAUAGCACAGAAGUUUCCUUAUACCUGCUUCACUGUGAUGCCUAAGUGAUCUUAUAAAACACAGUGCAUUCAUCUGAAUUAGGACAUUGGUGUUGAUCGAGGUGCUCUUCACCAAGUUGCAGACUUGAGUCCAGUUUCCUGUUUUCCACUACUGUCCUUUUCCUGUCCCUGGAGCUAAUCCAGGUUUGGAUACACAUUACAUUAAGUGUUAUUUUGAAGAGUGCUGGUCCAGUGUUUUGUAAACGUCCCAGGAUUUGGGUUUGUCUGGCAUAUCCUUGGAGGUUACAGGUUCCAAGAGCAGGUGAAGGGGCCUCUUCUGCCAUGAGGUUAGAUAGACAUGGUGGCAGCGGGGUGGGCUCACACCUCCAUMAUUUCCAUCUGGUGAAGACCUCUUCUGCUGCAUUGUUCUCUAAAUUUGCUCUCUCCCUCUCCAUGCCUUUGUCAAAAGCAAGUCAGCCUGCCUCAAGGGUAGGGGAAGCAAGCUCCCCGUGGAGGGGGAGCACUGGAGUCUGUGGCUCUUGUCAAGACUGUGGCAGUCAUUAAAGGACAUCCUGGGGGCUGGGGAUGUGGC
Molecule: messenger RNA, 7301 nt
Organism: Urocitellus parryii (Arctic ground squirrel)
Lineage: Eukaryota; Metazoa; Chordata; Mammalia; Rodentia; Sciuridae
Gene: Tarbp1
Product: tRNA guanosine 2 -O-methyltransferase TARBP1
Biological process (GO): tRNA methylation
Molecular function (GO): tRNA (guanine) methyltransferase activity; RNA binding
Source: RefSeq, a predicted model, not a curated record